AUGCCGUCUACGUGUCGUCGUCUAACCCACACAUCAACAUGCGAGGGAGUAGAUCCUUCGUCAACCUAUGCAUCCACAGGGCAUUUUCGAGAGGGCGAAAAGUGUAAUGGAAAUGGGGAGGGGUUCUUCUGGUCCGUUGAUGUGAGUCCCCCCUCUGCUUCCCCUCCCCGCUUUGCUGAUCUGCUCGCCCGUUAUUCCAAGGCUCGUUCUCGAUGUCAGAAUGCGAGGGAGUGGAUUCUUCUUGCGAUUACCGUGUUUGAGAACAGCUGCUUACCCUGUGACCGUAAGCGCCCGCUGUCCGCCCGUCAAGAUUCACCCCGACCACCACAGCAUGCCUACUGCCUCGUCAACUCGAUCAACCCUUUCGGACGCGACGCUUGA
Molecule: messenger RNA, 381 nt
Organism: Laccaria bicolor S238N-H82
Lineage: Eukaryota; Fungi; Basidiomycota; Agaricomycetes; Agaricales; Hydnangiaceae
Exons: 5
Coding region: 1-381 (126 amino acids)
Source: RefSeq, a predicted model, not a curated record